AUGAAGUAUGAGCUUAAGCGAAGAGAGAAAAGAGAUGCAAGUUAUCAAUUGACGAACUUGUUGCAAAUGGAGAGUAAUCAACUGAAUGAAAAGCUACUGAUUGCAAGCGAGAAGGGAAAUGAACGUGGUGUUUUUCUUCUACUUCAUCAAGGUAUUGACAAGGAUCGAUGUCGAGGUCUUUUUGGGUAUUCGCCAAUGCAUCAUGCUGCAGCUCGAGGACAUUUAAAUAUCUUGCAACUAUUGCUUGAUUUUGGAUGGAAUGUUGACAUUCGAAACGAUGCGAUGGAAACUCCUUUGCAUCUUGCAAGUUUUAAUGGUCAUGUUCAUGUGGCUGAGUUUUUAUUAGACCGUGGAGCGGAGAUUAACGCUCAAACGAAAGAGAAAGACACUGCGUUAUUUUAUAGUGCACGUAAGGGAAAGUAUCGAAUUGUUCGGCUCUUGCUUCGUCGAGAGUGCGAUUUACGCAUUAGGAAUUGCUACGGUGAUGUGGCAGAGGAAGAAGCGCUUGAUGCUAAAACUUUGGAUGAAUUUGUUACUGGAAAACAAGAUGUUGAGCGUGCGUUAAUUGCGCAAUCUCAGCGGAUAAACAUGAUUCAGGUUGACGAAAAUGUUUUACCUCAAAAGCUUCGAGAGCAUAUAAUGUCGUUUCUGGAUCUUAAAAGCCUCGGCUGGGCUUCUCAAGUAUCUCAUCGUUGGCAUCGAGCUGCUGACAAUCCGACUUUAUGGAAGAAACUUGGUGUUUCACGGUGGGGAUUACUACUUAAUGCGACUAUGGGGACAGGAAUUGUGCCUCAAAUGCUUCUGCUUGGUUCAACAACGAGAAACCUCUUUCGCUUAAAUCUUUCAACAACUGAAACUCGACGUCCAUUUAGCUGCAAUCAAUUUUCUACGAAUACAAAUCGACUGCCAAGAGCUCAAGGAAGAAUUUGUACGCAGUAUCAAGAUCAAUUACGACCUCAAACUGCUAACUUUACUUCUGACACUUGGAGACGUGGAAUUCUACUAUAA
Messenger RNA from Plasmopara halstedii, 1008 nucleotides. RefSeq names its product Ankyrin. Gene Ontology annotation, molecular function: protein binding. The record is from RefSeq and is a predicted model, not a curated record. The transcript has 2 exons. NCBI's taxonomy places the organism in Eukaryota, Oomycota, Peronosporomycetes, Peronosporales, Peronosporaceae. Bases 1 to 1008 code for a protein of 335 amino acids.